AGGUCUCCUCUUGCAUCACUUUUUCAACCUCCCAAAUUCCCACGAUUGCUCCUGAGGUCCUUCCAUUUUCAGAAAAGGACGUAGAAGACAUGAAAAAUCAUAGCGCUUUAUUUUAUCCAUCACGUACACGUAUCACGUACAACACGUUCACGACAAUCUUCCAGUUCAUCAAUUUCUCCUUCGCACUGACUUCCAGUACAAAAGAACAUCAACAAGUUGUUGACAUCAACAACGACAAGUGACUCUCUUCUCUUCACUGACUCGUUGUCCCAACAAACAUCAAUAAAAAGGACAACAAAAUGGCUCCCCGCUAUGCCGCGAAGUGUGCUUUGGCCUUGGGCGUUUCGACGCCAAUUCUACUCGUAGAAGCGAUCAGCGCCAACAUGGACCACGACGAGCAGGAUGCGCCCAACUCCAUGAUGCUGAAAGACGAGGUCAAAGCCGAGGAAGAAGCCCCCCUGGACGUAGAUGAGGAGGCGGAAAAGGAGAAAGAACAGGAACAAGCUGCUCCACAAAGAAACUUCGGCUUUCUUCUAUGGCCGCUCUCAUAGUACUCAUCAAGAGUAAAGUAACUGCAAUUUUUUUACUUAUAGAUACUAGCCUGAAAUGUUGAAGAAUGGGCAUCAGAUCUUCAAGUUCCUACUAGUAGUGGUAGUAUUAGUAGUGUAAAACUACAACAUAAGAUCUACUGAUUAUUAUAAGUCCAAAAAAUCCCACCUGAAAAGCUUUAUAAGCUUAUUGUCCUCGUCGUCGUCCAUAUCAAAAUCCAAAGUCCGACGACGAGGACAAUAAGCUUCCUCUUCCAUACAUUUUCUUUCGGAGGUUUUGGGUUCGGGUGUUGGAGGUUUUGGGUUCGGGUGUUGGAGGUUUUGGUUUCCGAAGGGAAGUGUUUGCAAAGUUUUAUUGCUCUUAAUAUUGUCCUCGUCGUCGUCCAUAUCAAAGCUCUCUCUCUAUAUAGAUGGAAAUGUUAUUGUCCUCGUCGUCGUCCACUACCUCUUCUUCCAUACAUUUUCUUUCAAAGUGUACAUUUACCUAUGCUGAAUGCACGACCCCUGCCUCCUCCCGUUCUUCUUUUAAUCAUCGCUCCAGAGGGAUUUCUACAGAAGAUGUCUCCAGGCUCCUGGUUUUCUUGGGGCAAGAAGAACGCUGCUGACGAGGGGAAAACUGCCAGCAGUACGGAAAUCUCCUGUUUAGACGCCGUGAAUGGAUAGUAUUUUCACUUCUGAACUUAUUUUGAUAUUCUUUUUUUUGUCUGUAAGUAAGGUACCAAUCUUUUCCCUCUAUUCUUAGGUCUAUCACUACAUGCAAUUCUUUUGUGCUUAUAUUGUUAGGUCUGCUCCACCAACACUCUACUAAGGUUGGUCUACCUGAACCUGAUUAUUAUAUGAUCCGAUCACUCCGUCGACCAUUAGGGGUUCUUUUACACGACUAGAUGAUCACCAUCAACUCAAUUCUGUCAACUGCACCUACAACUACCACACCUACAACUACCACACCUACAACUACCACACCUACAACUACCACACCUAAAACUGCCACACCUACUUACAACUACAACUACAACUACACGACGAAAGAUCUCGACUUGGACGAGCAAGCAUGGUAGAAAAUGGUAGUGCUGCGCGUCUUUGAGUGGAAAGCAAACUCAGACGUUGAAAGAUGGCUGCUCUUGCAUCAUGUCGUCGUGAGAAUUGACCCUCCUUUAUCACCACCUAGAACUACAACACAAUGAGCACGUCCUUGAUAAUCAACACCUAUCCUAUCCUUGAUCAACAGUGGUGGUCAAACUCUCGGAGGUCCUGGGCGUUUGAAAAAAUUGUGCGGUGGCGAUUACAAUCCUCAAGGGCAGGUGCCGAAAGGGGAAUGGGAACAAAUGAAUUCGAUAGGAAAAAGAAUUUCCCGUACGGCGGACGUGGAUACCACUGGAUUUAUGGAAGACGAGAAGGUUGAUGUAAGAUAGAUCAAUUCAAAUUUAGUAAUAAAAAGAAAUCCAUGAUUGACUUAGCAGGUGGUCCAGCGACGCUCAAAGCACUAAAAAGGAUAACAACUUCUACCGGUUAUCUUUUCCUCUAAUCUUAGGCUUAUCCCUUCAAGCAAGUAAUAAAAAAAAAAGAAACUACAAGAAGUAGUGCAGCCGGUUAAUAGUUGGAUUCUCUCAUUAUACUAGGUAGCUAGCGCCUCCAUCUAAAGUAAUACGGCAAGAGUAAGAAUGAUCCUCAUCAGGCACAUCAAUCAAGGAGUGAUCUUCAUCCUCAUCCUACCCUCAGCCUCACCCUUAGAAGAGUGAGAAUGAUUUUUAUGAUUGUCCUCCUAGUACCCCUAGGUCAUCUUACCCUUUGUCAGGCACAUCAAUGAAGCAAUCAAUGAAUCUCUAAUGCUACCUGGAAAAAAUCGGACGACUUGCUGAAGCAAUACUGCUGCGCUGCACCAUGCGGUUGCGACGGAGAGUGUGGCCUGGAUGACACGAUUCCGGUUCUCAAUCAGUAGUUGAGAUUCUCCUAGAAAUAGAAUUCAAGAUUUAUCCAAGAUGAGCUUGUUCUUGAGUCUUGUUAAACGGUACUAAACAAGGUAGAGUUAGUAGUCAGUAGUAGUUCUUGUUGCAUAGAAAUUGUUGUGCUUGACGAUUUGCCACUCAGAAGAAAAAUUUAUCCGCAUUUGUACUAUAGAUGAGAUAGAUCAUAGGUACGAGGUAAUGAAAAUUGGAGCAAGAAUUUGAAACAAACAGAAAAAAUUGUAGUCCAUAUAUUUAUAACCAUUCACUUAUACAGAUUAUUCUUGAGAAAAAAUAGAGUUACAAGAACAAGUAGUACAAGAACUGGUAUGCUGCUUGUUGAAUUUCAAAAUAAGAAAACAUACUUCCUUCCUUUCUUCAUUGUUAAAUAUUGUCAUAUUUGUGAAGUUGUUGUCGCGGGUGUACACCUUCAUCUUCCAACCAAAAAUGAAAAUCAAUCUAGCGGACGUAUGACAGUCGCAAUCUAUCUUCAUUUUAACAGAGAAAUACCAGAAAGGCUAAUGACUGCAAGGAGCAACUGUCUUCAACAUUUGGAUUUGAAAUAAUAUGUAGUAGAACAAACUGUACAAAUCGUAAAUUUACUCGGUACUAGCCGCGUUUUCGUUUCACAUUCACAUAACCGAUUAGUGAUACAAGAAAGAGCAUAUCUGUAACAAUCAAAAAUAAGACGCGAUAAGCAUCGAUGAACACCAACAAUAUACAAAUCAUUGGUCUAGUACACGCAGCUGCUGAG
This is a messenger RNA of Amoebophrya sp. A25, 3245 nucleotides long. The record is from the annotation of a GenBank genome assembly. NCBI's taxonomy places the organism in Eukaryota, Dinophyceae, Syndiniales, Amoebophryaceae.